This is a messenger RNA of Strongylus vulgaris, 292 nucleotides long. The record is from the annotation of a GenBank genome assembly. NCBI's taxonomy places the organism in Eukaryota, Metazoa, Nematoda, Chromadorea, Rhabditida, Strongylidae.
UUGAGGCUAUAAGGCUUAGUGUAAUCCUUAUGUUUAAAAAACGUACAGAAAGCAAUCUAAUCACUGUUUUUUCCGAAAAAGAAGCGUUCAUCUCAGGUAUCUGCUUCCACCACCUCCUGCUCAACGAAGAGGACUCUUCAUCUGUCGUCUCUGUACCAUACUAGGACUGCUACUUCUGAUCGGUGGAGCUGUAUCAAUCAUCGUCGGUUACACUUGGCCUCAUGAAGGUGUCGAAGAAAGCAUAUACAAAAUCGUUAUCUACGAGGUAAUCUCUAUUCCAAUUUCUUAUUAA